Messenger RNA from Penicillium atrosanguineum, 1851 nucleotides. Its product is annotated as Permease cytosine/purine uracil thiamine allantoin. The record is from RefSeq and is a predicted model, not a curated record. NCBI's taxonomy places the organism in Eukaryota, Fungi, Ascomycota, Eurotiomycetes, Eurotiales, Aspergillaceae. The transcript has 3 exons. Bases 1 to 1851 code for a protein of 616 amino acids.
AUGUUUUCCUUUUUCCUUGCCUCUUUCCUUUUCAUUUCUGGCGCUACAGCAAAAAAACAUCCAUUUCAAUUUGAGGAUGAUGAUUACAUCCAAUAUCGCACCUUACCAGAUCAUCGCAUAGUAAAAUGGAACAUCACCCACUACGAUCGUUCUGCCAUAGCUCCCGGUUAUUUGUUCACGGCGCCUUACUGGACACAUGACGGCGAUGCAGAAACAGACCAGUGGGUCCCGUACCAAAUGGGACCUCACAUCUUUGAUCAGGAUGGUGUCCUAGUGUGGGCUGGCUCGGCAGAGAGCGACAACAGACCUUCUUUUGAUUUUCGAGUGAUUGAUCUAGCGACUCCAGGUAGUCCUGGUUCCGAGCCACAGCAAGCUCUAGCUUGGAUGCUGUUUCACGAGCACUUUGCCCCGGAAACCAAUGGCUCCGUUAUAAUAUUUGACAGCAACUACAACCACGAGCGCACUAUCUCUAUCCCGUCUGGGGAAAUUGACACCCAUGAUUUUAACGUGAUUGAUAACGGGUCGAAAGCCCUUAUGAUCCGAGUAAGUCGUGAUGUACAACCUCUGAUUGAUUUUGGCCAGCCAGAAAAGGGCGCGCGAAUCGAUGUCAAUGGCUUCAUCGAGAUCGACCUCCUGGCCGGAGGGAACACAACAGCCGAGGCACGAACAGUGGACUGGCAAAGUCCGGGCAGAGUAGGCUUGGAUGAAAGCUUCGUCACGAAUCUAACAUAUCUCCACCCGGACUUCAUGCACGCCAAUGCUAUCGAUAAAAACCAAUACGGUGACUAUUUGCUCUCGGCACGACAUACAAGCACGAUCUAUCUUAUCUCUGGCCAAGAUGGUCAUAUCAUAUGGCGUCUUGGCGGCAAGAAGAAUAAUUUUGCCAAGGACUUUGACUUUUUCGGUCAACAUGACGCAAGGUUCAUCGCUGUGAAUGAAACACAUUACGUUAUUUCGUUCCUACAGAACGGGGCUAUUGACGCCAACGUGCAAGAACCAGUUUCGUCCGCCCUGUAUGUUGAAUUGGACAUUGUGGCUAUGAAAGCGACCAUCCUUCGUCGGUACAUGCGCCCAGACGGAGGAAGCACAGAACGCCGUGGGAAUAUGCAGACGCUUCCCAACACCAAUGUCUUCGUCGGUUGGUCUUGGGAUAGCUAUAUUUCCGAGUUCUCGGCCGAUGGCCGGUUACUUAUGGAGGCAAAAUUCAGUUCUGACAGACAUGAUACCUAUCGAUCAUACAAAUUCCCUUGGGUUGGCCGUCCUUCAUAUCCACCGACGCUGUUGUCAGAAUCCUAUGGUGUCAAUGGGUCCGAACUCUCCACUGUCUUCCACGUCAGCUGGAACGGAGCCACUGAUAUCGAAUAUUGGCGAUUCUUUGCUCAAGCAAAUUCGACCAGCAACCGGACAGAAAUCGGCAUUGUUCAAAAGGAAGGAUUCGAGACUUCAUUCAUUGCUCGAGGUUUCAUGGACUGGGUUUCUGUCGAAGCACUGGAUUCCAGCAUGGAGGUACUAGGUGCAUCUUCUAGCUUGCGUACCCCUCGUCCAAAGUACUGGACUGGCGAAACUCUGCCCAAGCCUGAUGAUCCCGAAACCUUCUUGGUGGCCUACUCGAUCAAGGCUGCAGCUCCUAGAGAUACUGAACGACUCGUUGGGAUUUUCAUUGCCGGACUCUUUUCAAGUGCAGUAGUUUGGACCUUUUUUUGGUACAGACACACGCUUAAACGGUAUGGCCUCCGCUGCUAUUCCAAUGCGGUUUUGGCGUCGGCAGGUUAUUUGCCGGUUUCGACAACGGGAUUGAACAGCCCAAAUCUAGAGGGAGAGAUGCCUUUUCUGGUGGAAAAAGUUGAAUGA